AUGGAACCAGAGCCAACCAUUAGCGCUCUCCUCAAGGCUGUCACAGCCCUCACAGCCACCGUUGGGUCCUUACAGGACCAAAUCCGCUCCCAAGGCCAGCAGCUCAGCAAGCUCAAAGCCAUAUGCAAAGAGACCGCGGACCUUCUUGGUGACAAGGACCAAGGGGGAACUACCCAAACCCAAGCACAGCCUGGCCCAUCGACUGGGCCUAUCACCCCUCCUUCUCAUACAGGAGGACAAGCCAACACUCCAAGAACGGCUAGGCCUGGGUUCAGGGACCCGUUCCGCCCCACCAGAGGCACCACUGGGUACGACUCCAAGGAAGAACAGCCAAGAAGGAUCAAGGAAGAACCUUGCGGAGCGCUUAGGGAUUUGAGGACCCUCACUCCCUUCAGUUUGGGCUCGGACACCAAACGUCCCAAAAUGGAGCUACCGGAUCCAUUCAAAGGGGAGAUUCGAGGGCAAAAGGCGGUUCAAUGGCUAGACCGCAUGCUGUUAUGGGGGGCCCUUCAUAGGGACCAAUUUGAAGAGGACGAGCAGUUAAUUGUCUGGAUCCUCUACCACAUGGAGGAUAAAGCCGCUGAUUGGGCACUCCCUAUUAUUGGGAAUAUCCUCAAGGGUGAAACCAAUGCCCCCACAACCAUCCCUGCCAUAACAACCAAGUUCAAGGAAGCCUUUGCGGAUCCUGACGCUAAAAGGGCAGCCGCAAGGAAGAUAGCCGCGCUGACUCAGACAACCACCACGUCUGAGUACGUCACCGAGUUCCGUAACCUCAUUGCGGAAUUGGACUGGAACAAAGAGGCUUAUAUUGCCCAGUUCACGCGCGGCCUUCAUUGGAAGGUCAAGGAACUCUUGUCCACCAAGGACAACAUCCCAGACGAGUUAGAGGCUAUAUUUGCCGCCUCCAUUAAAAUAGACAAUACUCGUCGGGAAAACAAGGAGAACCGGCCCAAGAAGGUCCCAGCUAAAACCCCAGUCACUGCGACCACCUCCACCACCACCACAAGGGUCCGUCUAUCAGAAGACCCAAACUACGUCACCCCGGAGGAACGGGACCGUCGUCGCGCGUCUGGCCUGUGCGUCAAGUGCGGUCAAAAGGGGCAUGGAAUCAAACAAUGUCCCAAUGGCUGGAAGGCAACGACCAAGGAGGUGGCCAAAAUAGCAGAGGACGAGUUGGGAAAAGAAUAG
Molecule: messenger RNA, 1188 nt
Organism: Rhizoctonia solani
Lineage: Eukaryota; Fungi; Basidiomycota; Agaricomycetes; Cantharellales; Ceratobasidiaceae
Product: Retrotransposon-derived protein PEG10
Exons: 1
Coding region: 1-1188 (395 amino acids)
Molecular function (GO): nucleic acid binding; zinc ion binding
Source: RefSeq, a predicted model, not a curated record